Pygocentrus nattereri (red-bellied piranha) is the source of this 778-nucleotide messenger RNA. RefSeq names its product Golgi-associated plant pathogenesis-related protein 1. The record is from RefSeq and is a predicted model, not a curated record. The transcript is spliced from 6 exons. Lineage: Eukaryota; Metazoa; Chordata; Actinopteri; Characiformes; Serrasalmidae. Bases 92 to 547 code for a protein of 151 amino acids. Gene Ontology annotation, cellular component: extracellular region.
GCCGACACACUCUGUGUGCAUUAGAGACUGCAGCUCUCAAGAGUCCAAGUGAAGAAAAACAGUAAAUUCUCACAUCACAGUUUUGACAGCCAUGGCAGAUGACAGCUUUAAGGCGAAAUUCCUUGCCUGUCAUAACGAGUACAGGAAGAAACAUGGGGUUCCUGAUAUGACUUUAAGCAAAGAGCUCUGCCGCACUGCACAGGAGUGGGCUGACCAUUUACUGUCUAUUAAAACCCUGCAGCACAGUGAGACUGAAAACGGAGAGAAUGUGUUUUAUUCCUGGAGCUCUACUCCAGCCAACCCCACAGGACCUGAGUCUGUGGAACAGUGGUACAGUGAAAUUAAAGACUAUGAUUUCACAAAAUCUGGAUAUCAGCCCAAGACAGGACAUUUCACUCAGGUUGUAUGGAAAGCAAGCAAAGAAGUCGGAGUGGGCUUGGCUACUGAUGGAAACACUGUCUUUGUGGUUGGACAGUACAAGCCUACAGGAAACAUAACCAAUGCAGGACAGUAUGAGGAGAAUGUUCUUCCUCCAGUAGACAAUUGAGAAGUCAUCUGGCCUCCACAGAUAAACCCAUGCAGACAUGGAUUUCUAAUCAAGCAAAGCAUUUGUAAUUUCCUGUGAUAAGCCAACUUCAGAUUAUUAUUAGUCAAUUAUUAAUGAAUUAUUAUUAAAAUUACCAUUUGAUCGUUCUCAGAUUGUUGCAUAAGUAAUCAUUUGAAUCAUAUGAGUGAAGUAUAUAAUUUCAUUUAUUAAAAUAAACAUACAUGUAUUUUA